Molecule: messenger RNA, 1857 nt
Organism: Brassica napus (rape)
Lineage: Eukaryota; Viridiplantae; Streptophyta; Magnoliopsida; Brassicales; Brassicaceae
Exons: 3
Coding region: 1-1857 (618 amino acids)
Source: RefSeq, a predicted model, not a curated record
AUGGAUAAGCACAGUAAUGAGUUAAAGGUGGGGAUUCCGGCAAAGGUCCUUAGAUAUUUUCCAAUCAAGGACAGGUUUAGGAGGAUGUUUAGAUCACAAAGGAUGGCUGAAGAUCUGCGUUGGCACUAUACCAAUGCCACUGAAGAUGGUACAAUGCGGCACCCUGUUGAUUCUAUCUCUUGGGCACAAGUGAAUGCUAAAUGGCCAGACUUUGCUGCUGAUCCACGGAAUCUUCGACUUGGGAUUUCUACAGAUGGGAUGAACCCUUUCUCCAUGCAAAGCACCAAUCACAGCACAUGGCCAGUGUUGUUAGUGAACUAUAACACGCCUCCAACCAUGUGUAUGAAGGCUGAGAAUAUAAUGCUGACUUUGUUGAUCCCUGGUCCUACUGCUCCUGGUAACAACAUUGAUGUUUACCUAGCACCACUGAUAGACGAUCUAAAGGAUUUGUGGGCUGAGGGUAUUGAAGUGUAUGACUCAUUUGCGAAGGAGAACUUUAAUCUCAGAGCCUUGCUGCUUUGGAGUAUCAGUGACUAUCCAGCCUUAGGAACACUGUCUGGAUGUAAAGUAAAGGGGAAACAAGCCUGCAAUGUAUGUGGAAAGGAUACACCUGCAAGGUGGCUUAAGUUUAGCCGCAAGUUUGUCUACAUGAGUAACAGAAGGAGACUACCGCCUGGCCAUCGUUACAGAUAUAAAAAAGCUUGGUUUGACAACACUGUGGAGGAAGGGAAUGCUAAUAGGAUACAAACAGGCGCUGAGAUAUAUGAGACACUACAAGCUUUUACGAAUGAUUUUGGUAGACCUCUAGAGAAGGAAAAAAAAAGGAAAAGACUAGAGUUGGAAGAUGAUGAGAGGUUACAAGAAGAAGAGUGUGAAGAAUCAAAUGAACUAUGGCGGUGGAAGAAGAGAUCAAUAUUCUUUGAUCUACCUUACUGGAAGGAGUUGCCUGUUCGUCACAAUAUUGAUGUUAUGCACGUAGAAAAGAAUGUGUCCGAUGCUAUAUUGUCUCUGUUGAUGCAAAGUGCGAAGUCAAAAGAUGGGUUGAAAGCAAGAAAAGACUUAGAAGAUAUUGGAAUCAGAAAGCACUUGCACACAGAGGUGAGGGGAAAGAAAACAUACUUACCUCCUGCUGCCUACUGGUUAUCGAAGAGAGAGAAGACCAUUUUCUGCCAAAGGUUAGCUAAGUUUAGAGGCCCUGAUGGUUAUUGUGGUAAUAUUGCGAAUAGUGUUUCAGUUAACCCUCCAAAUAUUGGUAGUUUAAAGUCGCAUGAUCAUCAUGUCUUAGUACAGAACUUGUUACCAGCUGCAUUAAGAGGGUUGUUACAUAGGGGUCCUAGGAUAGCCAUAAAUAGAUUAUGCAGUUACUUCAACAGGUUGUGUCAGCGCAUCAUUGACCCAGAGAAACUUAUAUCCAUGGAGACAGAGUUUGUGGAGACAAUGUGUCAGCUGGAGCGCUUCUUCCCUCCAGCCCUUUUUGAUAUCAUGUUUCACCUUCCACUACAUUUAUCAAGAGAGGCACGGUUGGGAGGACCAGUUCACUUCCGAUGGAUGUAUCCCUUCGAAAGGUACAUGAAAACACUAAAGGCUUUUGUUAAGAAUUAUGCAAGGCCAGAAGCAUGUAUGGCUGAGGCGUAUUUAGCUGGAGAAUGUGUUGCAUUUUGUUUAGAGUUCCUUAAAGAAUCAGUACCAGUUCAAGAAGCAGUUAAUCGUAAUGAAGAUGUUGAGGCUGAUAGAAUGGUGGUUGAAGGCCGACCUCUGCAGAAGGGUAUAGAGGUUACCCUGUCAGAUAAAGAUAGAGACAUUGCACAUCGAUAUGUGCUAAUGAACAUGGCAUCUUUGGAUCCCUUUCUUGAGUAA